This is a messenger RNA of Arabidopsis thaliana (thale cress), 2051 nucleotides long. It is a transcript of the gene UGT84A3, whose product is annotated as UDP-Glycosyltransferase superfamily protein. Gene Ontology annotation, molecular function: sinapate 1-glucosyltransferase activity; hydroxycinnamate 4-beta-glucosyltransferase activity; UDP-glycosyltransferase activity. The record is from RefSeq and is marked reviewed. NCBI's taxonomy places the organism in Eukaryota, Viridiplantae, Streptophyta, Magnoliopsida, Brassicales, Brassicaceae. The transcript has a single exon. The coding region runs from base 404 to 1843 and encodes 479 amino acids.
AAUGUUAAUAAUAAUUAAAAAAAAAAUCAAAAGUAUCUAAAACCUAGAAAAAUAUGAUACCAUUCAAAUUGUAAAAUAUCUAAUAAUUAAAAGAAUUUUUCUUUUCAGUAAUUUCAUAUGGGUCAAAUCCUAGUAUAUAAACAAACAUACAUAAAAAGAUAAAAAAAAUAUUUCCCUUUAUAAUUGAUGGAAAGCACUGGAAAGGGAUAUGUACUAUACAUGGACUCAGAAUAGAGAUCGUCCAAGAUUCGACGAAGAGUAAAAGACAAAGAAGAAGAGAAGUGUAUGUUUUUGCCACUCGUUUUGUUACUUUCUUUUGAUAUUUUGUUUUAGGUGUUCACAUAAAUUUGAUAGUGUAAAGAAAACAAAACCACUUUCUAGUUCUUAAAGAAACUAGAAAUCCAUGGACCCGUCUCGUCAUACUCAUGUGAUGCUCGUAUCUUUCCCCGGCCAAGGUCACGUAAACCCUCUACUUCGUCUCGGAAAGCUCAUAGCCUCUAAAGGCUUACUCGUCACCUUUGUCACCACAGAGAAGCCAUGGGGCAAGAAGAUGCGUCAAGCCAACAAGAUUCAAGACGGUGUGCUCAAACCGGUCGGUCUAGGUUUCAUCCGGUUUGAGUUCUUCUCUGACGGCUUCGCCGACGACGAUGAAAAAAGAUUCGACUUCGAUGCCUUCCGACCACACCUUGAAGCUGUCGGAAAACAAGAGAUCAAGAAUCUCGUUAAGAGAUAUAACAAGGAGCCGGUGACGUGUCUCAUAAACAACGCUUUUGUCCCAUGGGUAUGUGAUGUCGCCGAGGAGCUUCACAUCCCUUCGGCUGUUCUAUGGGUCCAGUCUUGUGCUUGUCUCACGGCUUAUUACUAUUACCACCACCGGUUAGUUAAGUUCCCGACCAAAACCGAGCCGGACAUCAGCGUUGAAAUCCCUUGCUUGCCAUUGUUAAAGCAUGACGAGAUCCCAAGCUUUCUUCACCCUUCGUCUCCGUAUACAGCUUUUGGAGAUAUCAUUUUAGACCAGUUAAAGAGAUUCGAAAACCACAAGUCUUUCUAUCUUUUCAUCGACACUUUUCGCGAACUAGAAAAAGACAUCAUGGACCACAUGUCACAACUUUGUCCUCAAGCCAUCAUCAGUCCUGUCGGUCCGCUCUUCAAGAUGGCUCAAACCUUGAGUUCUGACGUUAAGGGAGAUAUAUCCGAGCCAGCGAGUGACUGCAUGGAAUGGCUUGACUCAAGAGAACCAUCCUCAGUCGUUUACAUCUCCUUUGGGACUAUAGCCAACUUGAAGCAAGAGCAGAUGGAGGAGAUCGCUCAUGGCGUUUUGAGCUCUGGCUUGUCGGUCUUAUGGGUGGUUCGGCCUCCCAUGGAAGGGACAUUUGUAGAACCACAUGUUUUGCCUCGAGAGCUCGAAGAAAAGGGUAAAAUCGUGGAAUGGUGUCCCCAAGAGAGAGUCUUGGCUCAUCCUGCGAUUGCUUGUUUCUUAAGUCACUGCGGAUGGAACUCGACAAUGGAGGCUUUAACUGCCGGAGUCCCCGUUGUUUGUUUUCCGCAAUGGGGAGAUCAAGUGACUGAUGCGGUGUACUUGGCUGAUGUUUUCAAGACAGGAGUGAGACUAGGCCGCGGAGCCGCUGAGGAGAUGAUUGUUUCGAGGGAGGUUGUAGCAGAGAAGCUGCUUGAGGCCACAGUUGGGGAAAAGGCGGUGGAGCUGAGAGAAAACGCUCGGAGGUGGAAGGCGGAGGCCGAGGCCGCCGUGGCGGACGGUGGAUCAUCUGAUAUGAACUUUAAAGAGUUUGUGGACAAGUUGGUUACGAAACAUGUGACGAGAGAAGACAACGGAGAACACUAGUGAUAAUGAUGUCUCGAAAAUAUCCGACUAUUUGUUGUACCGCAAAAACCUUAACCACUACAACCUUUUCUUUUUUCUUGUCAAUAAAUCGUAUCAAUCUCAUUUCAUUUUUCGAAAGUGUUUUUUCUCACUUCUGAAAUCAAUAAUUACGUAUUGUCUUCUUAUCACCUUUGAAUGAAUGGCUUGCGAUUACUGUUUGGUUACCAAA